UGAGUUACAUACAGAGCACCAAGCUGUACACCGAGUAAAUACAGCAGAAUAAGGGCUUUGUCCUGCCAAAAGGCAGAUCUUAUUCACUUGCUGGGAUGAUGCUACAUGUGGAACAGAGCCUACACAUCCUAUUUUCCAUGUGUUUUGAAGACUUUAAAAUGACUGAAGAAACAAGGUGUCUCCAAGGCUUUCUCAUUCAUUAAUAUUGAGAUAUUUGUUUCUCCCAACAGCGGUUUUCAUAACAACAACAUCAAAGCUAUUCCAGAGAACGCAUUUGUUGGGAAUCCUCUCCUCCAAACAAUGUAAGAUAAUUAAACAAUGUUUCCUAAAUCCUUAUAUCCCCCAGAAAGGGGCAUUUCCUGAUGGAGUUUGGUUGGGAUUCCUGACAGUCAUCAGCAUGACCGCAAUCUGUUAUAUAUGGGCCAACGCAAGCUGAAAUUAGCUCCUCCUCAGCUAUGCCUCAGGACUUUUGCCAUGGGUUCCCCUUUCUCCGCAGCUGAACUUCGCUGUAGCACAGGCUGAUAACAAUGAAGGACCAAUGUAUGGGUGGUCUGCAUGGAAACUUGCUGUGUGGAACAGGAUUUGCAGAGCCCUGGUUGACAUGUGCCUGUGUUUAUUCCUUGUGUUUAGAAAAGCUGCUCGCCAGUUCCAGCAGGAUCUGUAUGUGUCGGGGAGCUGGGACAGCAGGUCGUUGUGGUGAUCAUAGGGUUACGGCACUAGGGCAGGGUUGAAGGGGGGCUUUGCAUCUUUGGGUUCAGCAGGACACCAAAGAGCCCUUUCAGGCUAGCAGGAGACCUCAGAUUUACCAAUGUUGAGCCAAAACAGGCUAAUGGAAGAGCCUGAGGCUAUCUGGAAAACAAGGAUAGCCAAUAGUUGCUGCUAUGCUGGGUGCUCCAAGGCUCUUGACCUGUAAUAGCAUAUUCUCUUCAUGCGCAGCAGAAUCUGACCAGUUACCCAUUUUCUUUACAGCCAUUUUUAUGACAAUCCCAUCCAGUUUGUUGGACAGUCUGCUUUCCAGUACUUGCCAAAGCUCCACACUCUGUCACUCAAUGGUGCGACGGACAUCAGGGAAUUCCCAGACCUUAAGGGCACCACCAGCCUAGAAGUUUUGUGAGUGGCACCUCUCUCCCUUUUACCCUGCUAUUUGUGCUCUUCCUCCAUCAAGGCGGUCCAGGCUGUUUCAGCGAGGACAACUUUCACAGUGCUGUGCAGUUGGUUGUCUUCAGCUCUGCCUCUCCCUGGUUACUCACCUCUCUGCUUCGUUUCACCCCUGUGGCUCCUGAAAGCAGCUUUCCUUGCCGACCCUGACCCGGGCAGGCAUCCACCUGCUCCCCAGAGGGAUGUGUCAGCAGCUGCCCAGCCUCCGAGUCCUGGAGCUCUCACACAACCACAUCGAAGACCUGCCCAGUUUCCACCGGUGCCAGCGGCUGGAGGAGCUUGGUCUCCAGAACAACAGGAUCCAUGAGAUCAGAGCAGACACCUUUGUGCAGCUGGUGGCCCUGCGCUCCAUAGACCUGAGCUGGAAUCACAUCCAGUUUAUUCACCCUGAAGCCUUUGUGACCCUGCACUCGCUCACCAAGCUGGACUUGACUGAUAACCGACUGGUCACGCUGCCUCUGGAUGGUUUAGGUGGACUGACCCAUCUGAAGCUCCAAGGCAACCCUGCUCUCUCUGAGCCCUUCACCAAGGAGAGCUUCCCCAAAAUGAGAGUCCUUGAGGUACCUUAUGCCUACCAGUGCUGUGCCUAUGGAAGCUGCAGCAGCUUCUUCAAGAUGUCCAGCCAAUGGGAGACGGAAGACAUGAGCCCAGAGGAGGAGGAUCCCCACAAGAGGACCAUGGAAUUGUUUCCAGGUCAUGCUGAUAAUCACUAUGACCUAGAUACAGACGACCUCCAUGUGGACCUUGAGGAAUCCAAGCUGCACCCCACUACUCAGUGCACACCGAGCCCAGGUCCCUUCAAGCCUUGCGAUCACUUGUUUGAGAGCUGGAUCAUCCGCCUGGGAGUCUGGGUCAUCGUUCUGGUCUCAGUGCUCUGCAACGGGCUGGUCAUCCUGGCCGUCUUUGCCUCCUCCAGCUACCUCUCUCCAGUCAAGUUCAUCAUCGGCUCCAUCGCUGGAGCCAACAUGCUGACAGGCAUUUACUGCAGUGUGCUGGCUCUCGUCGACGCCCUGACCUACGGCCACUUUGCCAACUACGGUGCCAGAUGGGAGAUGGGAGCAGGCUGCAGGGUGACGGGAUUCCUGUCCGUGUUUGCCUCCGAGGCUGCCAUCUUCCUGCUGGCGCUGGCUGCCGUGCAGUGCAGCAUCUCAGUCUCCUGCGUGCGGGGCUAUGGAAAGUCACCCUCCUUAGGCAAGGUCAAGGCUGCUGCUUUUUGCUGCCUGUUGCUGUCCUCUGUGGCUGCCGUUCUCCCUCUCUUCUCCAUUGGGGAAUAUGGAGCAUCCCCUCUCUGCCUCCCAUAUCCCAUUCCAGAUGGGAAACCGGCCACCCUGGGCUUCACUGUGGCCUUGGUGAUGACAAACAUGCUCUGCUUCCUGACUAUCACAGGCACCUACAUCCGACUCUACUGCAACCUGCUCAAGGGGGAGUUCAGCGCUGUCUGGGACUGUGCCAUGGUCAAGCAUGUGGCCUGGCUGAUCUUCACCAACUGCCUCCUCUACUGCCCAGUAGCCUUCCUCACCUUCUCCUCCACACUCAACCUCUUCCUCGUCACCCCGGAGGUCAUCAAAUCCAUCCUCCUCGUGGUCCUGCCCCUGCCCGCCUGCCUCAACCCAUUGCUCUACGUGCUCUUCAACCCCCACUUCAGAGAUGACCUCCGCCUGCUGAGGCGGAAGGGCCAGGACAAGGGGAGCUACCCCGAGUCCUGCGGGGUCGAUGACAUGGAUAAAAGCUCCUAUGACUCCACGCAGGCUCUGGUGAGCUUCCCCGACAUCGACCACAUAUUCGAGACGCCCGAUUCCCUGGGAGUGCACCCCAUCCUUGACAGCUACAACUUCCCCUCCAUGACGCUCGUCCCCUGCCAGCAAAGGGUGGGCACCAGGGGGAAGGAGAGAGGCUUCUCUGAGCAUUGUCCCUGCCUCAAUGACAGUGAGGUGCUGAUCACUUCGGAGAGCAGAGAACCAGCCGGCAGCAGCCUCCGGAUAACCUUCUUCCCCUCCCCUCCCACACCACCCUACGUGUCUCACUUAUAAACCUCCUCUGAUUAGCCAUGCCCAACAGCCCCACACCGAGGGCCAGCCCCAGCACCGGGUGGCCAGCAAGGUGACAGCAGGCUGCUCCAUGUAAAGCACCAGUACAACCCAUCUACCCUCGCCCCCAUCAUAUCUGCCUGGACAACAGGCACCACUCUGCCAGCUGCCACUCGCCUGGGAGGGCUCUGACUGAGACCCAGAUACUCAGGGCUGGCCAUGGGAGGAGAUAAACCCCCUGUGUGAGUGUUUCUCCUGCUAGGGACUGGCUGGGAGCGAGUCGCACCAGUUCAGGAGAUGGGUCAGGGAGAUCCUCAUCAUCAUCCUGCAGCAUCACAAGCCAGGAGGAGCCUGCAGCAAAGCCAAGGACGUCUUCUCAACGCAGAGAUGUCUUAGCAAAAGCCAUUGCUCUGUGGCAGAAACACAUGGAAAAGGCCAACUGCAAUGAUGUGGCUACCCAUAGGGACCUUGUUCUCCAGGGUCCUCUGCAGGCCCCACAAACCCCUGGAAAUGGGCUUGCAUCUGCCCCACACCACUGACUGGAAGAGCAGAAGUGGGUUAAAAGCAGUGUGUGAACCUGAGGUUUGGACUGCCUCUGUUUUGGGAGGCUCCGCUUCAUCCACUGGGAGCCUCACAGGUUGGGCAGGACCCACACUUUCAGCUGAUACCAGGAGCUGGGAAUGCUCAGCCCCUCCUUCAAUCUGACCCACAGGGUCUGACAAACAAGGGGUCUCUGAACUUCAAGGCAGCCAAAUCCAAACACCUCCCUAGAGAAACCCAUGUGCUUUGCUUGAGGUCACUCAGCAGCACCUUGACACAAUGCAUCCACCUUCAUCAAUCCCUCCACCUUCAUGUGCUGCAGCACUCCUGUUGGUAGUCACCAGGCUCCUGGUCACACACAGUGAAAAUGGGGUCUGGCCCCAAACCUCACUCCUGGAAGAGGCUGUCGGCUCUUCUCCCCAUGCAGAAUAGCCAUUUGGGGCUGCAUUUGCCCUCCCCUAUUUUAAGGGCAGCUCAUGUAGGAGGAGGGAACAGAAAUCAGCCUUGUGGGAUGAUGGCAUCAGGAGGACACCAGUCACUGGGAACAGUCAAAUCUGCUCCCUGCAGCUCAGGGAUCUCCCAGAUCCACCCUCUCCAUCACAAACCUUCCUACUGCCACCCAACGCAACAGGGAGCCCUGCAAUCAGAGCUCAGGCCCUACACACACAAAGCUUUGGUCCUGCUGACAUUACUGCAGCUGUAUGUCAUCCAUUCUUGUGAGACAAUAAAUGAGCCCCAUUGCUGACCAGUGGCUGGCUUCUGUCCUCUUGCAUGUGAAAAGCACCUUGUUGGUUCAUUCAGCAACCGGCUGCCUGCCUCUCCAGCCAAGCUGGAUGUUGUUUGUAUGGCUGAAGGGAGGACUGGGGAAUUGUGUGUGUCCCCAUGAGCUGGCAUCAUUCUCCACACCCCUCUUCUUCAGAGGGAAGAGCCAAAACACCCACCUUUAUGCAGCAGAAUUACAUCACCUGUGUCGCUCUCCAGACCCCAUGGACCAGACCCACCUGGUUG
Molecule: messenger RNA, 4733 nt
Organism: Neopsephotus bourkii (Bourke's parrot)
Lineage: Eukaryota; Metazoa; Chordata; Aves; Psittaciformes; Psittacidae
Gene: LGR6
Product: leucine rich repeat containing G protein-coupled receptor 6
Exons: 10
Coding region: 1341-3188 (615 amino acids)
Biological process (GO): G protein-coupled receptor signaling pathway
Cellular component (GO): membrane
Molecular function (GO): G protein-coupled receptor activity; protein binding; protein-hormone receptor activity
Source: RefSeq, a predicted model, not a curated record